Baudoinia panamericana UAMH 10762 is the source of this 1047-nucleotide messenger RNA. RefSeq lists its product as uncharacterized. Bases 1 to 1047 code for a protein of 348 amino acids. The transcript has a single exon. NCBI's taxonomy places the organism in Eukaryota, Fungi, Ascomycota, Dothideomycetes, Mycosphaerellales, Teratosphaeriaceae. Gene Ontology annotation, molecular function: oxidoreductase activity, acting on the CH-OH group of donors, NAD or NADP as acceptor. The record is from RefSeq and is a predicted model, not a curated record.
AUGGCUGGUAACCUCGUCCUGAUCACCGGCGUGAGCGGUCAUAUUGGUUUCCGCGUCCUGCGCUAUGCGCUUGAAUAUGGCUACCAAGUCCGCGCCGCGGUCCGAAGUGAGGAGAAAGCCAACAUCGUCAGGAACAACGCCGUCCUCAAGGCCAUGGGCAAGGAUAGCCAGCUGUCGUUCACCAUCAUCCCGGACUUCUCCGCGGCCAACGCCUUUGAUGAGGCUGCCAAGGGCGCAAAGUACGUUAUACAUGUGGCCUCGCCACUGGCCACCCGCGCACCGGCCGACGGAGACUAUCAGAAAGGUUUCAUUGAUCCUGCUGUGAACAUGACGCUCAGCAUGCUCGACGCUGCUCGCAAGGCUGGCUCCAUCAAACGGGUCGUCAUCACCUCCUCCGUCGUUGCUAUCAUGCCGAUCACAGCGAUGUUUGAGCCGAGCGGCGAAGUCUACACAGCCGAUACGCGCGUGGACGAGCUGACGGGUCCGCUCGAGAAUCCGAUGGCCGGGUAUGUUGCGUCCAAGAUCGCGGCCUUCAACCGUGCCGAGGCCUGGAUCAAGAACGAGAAGCCUGCAUUCGACGUGAUUCAUGUCCAUCCCAGCUUCGUGGAAGGUCGUGAUGACCUUUGUGACAGCACCGAGUACUUCCUCACGAGUACCAACGCGCUCAUCGUUCGCCAAGCCUUAGGCAUGCCAUCGUAUUUCCCUGCAGCACCCAACAACUACAACCACGUGGAUGACUCCGCUCGCAUCCACGUGCAAGCUCUGGACCCGCAUGUUGAGGGUAAUCAGAGCUUCGUGGUGUCGAAUAAUGGCGAGGAUGGAAUGCAGUGGUCUGACGUGGCGAAGCAUGUGCGACAGCACUUCCCGGAGGCCGUGGAGAAGGGCAUUCUGCCUCUCGGCGGUGAGCUGGCGUCUGUUAUCACCAAGCUCGAUAAUUCCAAGACCGAGAAGACGUUUGGAAAGCUGGCGACCUUCGAAGAGUGUGUGGUCAGUGUCAUGGGCCACUGGUUGGAGUUAUAUGAUAAGGAGCAUGCGCUCAAGAACUAG